AUGCUGCGAGUAAGAUGUCUGAGAGGAGGUAGCAGGGGGGCCGAGGCUGCCCAUCUGAUCGGAGCCAUGCUUGGCCGGGCGGUGACUGGAUGGGUGCAGAGGACCUUCCAGAGCACUUCGAGUGCAGCUGCUGCACAUUCACAUCGUGCAGUUGAAGAGGAACAUGUUACUGAACCUGUACAGCAGGAGUGUCCUGUCUGCGCUUACAAUGAAUGGGAUCCUCUGGAGGAGGUGAUUGUGGGUCGUGCUGAGAAUGCCCAGGUGCCUCCCUUCACUGUGGAAGUGAAAGCCAACACAUAUGAGAAGUAUUGGCCCUUCUACCAGCAGUAUGGGGGCCAGUCUUUUCCUGCGGACCACUUGAAAAAAGCUGUUGCCGAGAUUGAAGAAAUGUGCAAUAUUCUGCGCCAAGAGGGCGUCACUGUGGUGAGGCCAGAACCCCUCGACUGGUCGAUGGAGUACAAAACUCCAGACUUCCAAUCAUCAGGAAUGUAUGCUGCCAUGCCCAGAGACAUUCUUAUGGUUGUGGGAAAUGAGAUUAUCGAGGCUCCUAUGGCGUGGAGGGCUCGCUUCUUUGAGUACCGAGCCUACAGACCUCUGAUCAAGGAGUACUUCAGAAGAGGUGCCAAAUGGACCACAGCUCCUAAACCCACCAUGUCUGAUGAACUGUAUGAUCAGGACUACCCCAUCCGCACCGUAGAAGACAGACACAAGCUGGCCGCCGAGGGGAAGUUUGUGACCACAGAACACGAGCCCUGCUUUGAUGCUGCAGAUUUCAUCCGAGCUGGGAGGGAUCUUUUUGUCCAAAGGAGUCAGGUUACAAAUUAUAUGGGAAUUGAGUGGAUGCGUCGUCAUCUGGCACCAGACUACAAGAUCCAUAUAAUCUCCUUCAAGGACCCCAACCCUAUGCACAUCGAUGCCACUUUUAACAUCAUCGGGCCAGGACUUGUGCUGUCAAACCCUGAUCGCCCAUGUCGCCAGGUUGACAUGUUCAAGAAGGCCGGCUGGACUAUUGUGAAACCUCCAACACCUCUGAUUCCUGAUGACCAUCCUCUGUGGAUGUCGUCUAAGUGGCUGUCCAUGAACGUCCUGAUGCUGGAUGAGAAGCGCGUCAUGGUUGACGCCAAUGAAAGCUCCAUUCAAAAAAUGUUUGAGAGUCUUGGUAUUAAGACCAUUAAGGUGAGCAUCCGCCAUGCCAACUCCCUGGGUGGUGGCUUCCACUGCUGGACAACCGAUGUCCGCCGCCGUGGUACCCUGCAGUCCUACUUCCACUAGUCAUGCCAGAAAUAGGCAGUUUUUAUUGAGCUUUGAAGAUUAAAGCCUCAGUCCCAAAUCUUAACAGAACCGUAAUUGUUGAAUCUUUAUUGUCAGUUGAUCGCGUGUGUAGACACAGGUUAAUGAAGGUUGGAGCUUUGUGAUACAAAAAAUGUGCUGUUGGGAAAUUAGGAAACCCAUCUUAAAAAGUACACACAUUCAACAUAUGUGUGUUUGGAGUAUCACACCUGAAGUAAUGGUUACUUUGACCUGAACAGGUGGCACCAGAGUCCUUUUCUAGAUUGGGUCUUUCUCUCCUAAAUGAACCUGUAUGAAUAGUUUUGACUUGGCAUUGCUGUGCAUCAGAGUGCUUUUGCAAACAGCUUUGUUCAGAUAUUUACGCUCAUUAGCAACAAAUGAACAUCACAUCAAUCAGUAAUCUCAAUAUUAACUGCAUUUCUGGCCUGGCUAUUGUGAAGCUGAAUUGUUUAUGGCUUGUUCAUCUUGAAGCCAGAACAUUUGAGGACAAGGUACAAUUUGGUAUUUGAGAGUCACCUAGCAAAGGGCACAGGGGGAGAUAAACUACCUCCUCUCUCUUUUUCCAACAUAUUUUUUUACGUAAAGAAAUGUACAAAAAGUUGUUACGUAGGGUAUUGAACAAGAUUCAUUUCUUAUUUCUACUAGUAUUUUUGUAAAGAUUUUAAUUGAUUGAACAGACAAAGUUCUAUUUAUAUUUUCAUACUCUUUAUUGGAUUUCCCAAAAAUUGGUGUUUUUAUACUUAAGAAGUAGGUGGUCCAUAUCACAUAUUGUACACCUUUUUGCCUCCACUGUUUUCUCCUAUUGCAAACUGGGCCAGUUACAUGCUACUAGUCAUUCUGUCUGAACUGCUUGGCUGCUUUUUGAGUGAAAAGCAAAGACGCCUAAAGAAUUAAUCAUGUUUUGUUGUGAUGUUUUGUACUAUAUAACGUUAUUAAAUCUAAUUCAAAACUU
Labrus bergylta (ballan wrasse) is the source of this 2242-nucleotide messenger RNA. RefSeq names its product glycine amidinotransferase (L-arginine:glycine amidinotransferase) (gene gatm). Gene Ontology annotation, cellular component: mitochondrion. Lineage: Eukaryota; Metazoa; Chordata; Actinopteri; Labriformes; Labridae. Gene Ontology annotation, molecular function: amidinotransferase activity. The record is from RefSeq and is a predicted model, not a curated record.